AGAGAGAGAGAGAGAGAGAGAGAGAGAGAGAGAGGAAAUGUACUUGCGUGAUUUGUUGUCACACACACACCGCCAGUGUUUCACACUGAGCCCAACUUUACUUUUCCUCCUCUCACCUCCAACCACUGUAAUGCUGAAGACGUAGGCCAGGUGUGUGUGUGUAUGUGUGUGAGAGAGUGUGUACAGACAUGCAGGAAUGGAUGCAGACAGUAACAGUUCGGUACGCACGGUGUCGACAGGUAACCAGCGUUAACUGAAGAAACCGGGGCUACACCUUCACCGUGCGUUUGUCACUUCCUCCGGUCGAAGCUUCCCACCCUCCAGUCGGCUUUUCUCGUCGGGUUUACCCGCUCCUUCUGUCCUCACCGCCGGACUCCACUGCAGUGUUUACCUCGGCAGAAGAAAUGUCGGAGGAAAAAACGGACAUUCCCAACGAACUGUUCGAGAGUGUGCGGGAGGCGGUGGGUCGGAGGGUGAAGCUGACCCUGAGGCGCAAAGUCCAGCUGGAGGUCAAAGGUGACAAGGUGGAGAACAGAGUGCUGGCCUUGGCAUCACAUCGAGCCUAUCUGCUGACAGCCCGGGUCCCAUCCAAGGUCGAACAGUCCUUCAGCUACCUGGAUAUCCAGGGAUUCAGCAGCAACAAGCCCACUCAGUUGGUGAUAGAGCAUGAGCGCGGUCCGUGCAGCCUCCGGCUGGGCUCGGUGGAGGAGGUGGACGAGGUGAUCGCUCACAUUGGCAGCUGUCUGCACAGAAUCUGUCCCACGGGCUCACCUGUAAAGGUGAUGAAGAAGUUGAGUUUGAAGCCUCCAGAGAGGACGGCCGCCCUUCAGGCCGUCUGGGACGAGCAGGGCUCGACUGAUCUGGGACCCUGUGGGGGUUUCUCUCAUCAGUACUGGUGUGUGUGUGAUCACCUGGGUCUGCCGUACAGAGAGGAGGUCCAGUGGGACGUGGACACCAUCUAUCUCACUCAGGACACCAGAGAGCUCAACCUGCAGGACUUUAUUCACCUGGAAAACAGGGAUUUGGUGGCGAUCAUCGCAGCUCUGGAGUACAACCAGUGGUUCACCAAACUCUCCACCAAAGAUUACAAACUGUCGACAGAUGUGUGUGAUCAGAUCCUCAGAGUGCUGGCUCGGUCCAGCCGGCUGGAGGAGCUGGUGCUGGACAACGCCGGACUCAAAAGUGAUUUUGCUCAGAAGCUGGCCAACGCUCUGUCACAGAACCCCGCCUCCACGCUACACACACUCAACCUGAGCAACAACUCACUGGAAGACAAAGGUGCAGCUGCUCUGAGCGCUCAACUCGCCAAACUGCCCAUGGGCCUGAAGCACCUGAACCUCUGCAAGACGUCCAUGUCUCCUAAAGGUGUGAACAGCCUCUGUCAGGCUCUCUGUGCCAACCCAGCUGUCGCCUCCACCCUCACACACCUCGACCUGUCGGGAAACUCGCUCAGAGGCGAUGACCUGCCGAACUUGCACAACUUCCUGAGUCAUUCAAACUGUCUGGAGACUCUGGAUCUGUCCAACAGUGACUGCUCACUGGAGCAGGUGUGUGCGUCUCUGCUUAGAGGAUCUCUGAAGCAUCUUUCUGUCCUCAACAUGUCAAAGACCGUCUUCUCUCACAGGAAGUGUAAAGAAGUCCCUUCAUCCUUCAAGCAGUUCUUCAGCUGUGCUCAGGCUCUGAGAUCAGUCAGUCUGUCAGGAACCAGGCUGCCUCUGGAGGCUCUGAAGGCUUUGUUGUUGGGCCUCGGCUGUAACCCAAACCUCAGUGACGUGUCUCUGGAUCUCAGCUGCUGUGAGCUGCGUUCGGGAGGCUCUCAGAUCCUGGAGGGCUGCAUCGCUGAGAUCCCCAACAUCUCCAGUCUGGACAUUUCUGACAACAGUCUGGACAUGGAUCUCACCACUCUGCUGGUCUGGCUGGCCAAGAACCGCUCCAUCAGACACCUUUCACUGGGCAAAAACUUCAACAACAUCAAGUCCAAAAAUGUGGCCCCAGUCCUGGACAACCUGGUUCACAUGAUUCAAGAGGAGGAAUCACCGCUGACCUCGCUGUCCCUGGCUGAUUCCAAGCUGAAAGCCGAGCUCUCCAUCGUCCUCAACGCUCUGGGCAGUAACACCUCUCUCACCAAACUGGACAUCAGUGGAAACUCUAUGGGAGACAUGGGGGCAAAGAUGCUGGCCAAAGCCCUGCAGAUCAACACCAAACUCAGGACAGUAGUAUGGGACAGAAACAACACCAGCCCUCAGGGUCUACAGGACGUUGCUGCCGCUCUGGAAAAGAACUACACCAUCCGUUUCAUGCCUGUUCCCAUCAUGGAUGCUGCUCAGGCACUGAAGGCGAACCCAGAGAAAACAGAGGACGCCUUACUAAAGAUGGAGCAGUACCUGCUAAGGAACCAUGAGACACGUAAAUACCUGCAGGAGCAGGCGUACAGACUCCAGCAGGGAAUAGUCACCACCACCACGCAACAGAUGAUGGACAUGAUGUGCGUGAAGGUGCAGGAUCACCUGAACUCUCUGAGGUUCUCAGAGACCAACUCGGUUCAGGAGGACAUGAAGGCGGCAGAGAACCUCAUGAAGGACGCCAGGAACUCCAAGACACUGCUCCCCAAUCUGUACCACCUGAGGAGUGGGGGGGCCCGGGGUGCUUGUGUUGGAGCCAUUCAGGACAAACUGGAGUCCAUGGCUGGAGAGGUGGCCAGGGUGAUGGACGAACAGCUGCAGACAAUGCUGGUGUCCAUGGUGGACGCUGCUGAGGGUCUGUGUCCUCAUGUGAUGAAGAGGAGCGGCCUCCGUCAGGAGCUGCUGAAGGCUGGAGCAGGGAGGAUGACUAUUCCCCGCAGCUUCGUCACCACCACGCUGCUGGAGCAGUCCGGGGUCGACAUCAUCAACAAGAUCAGUGAGGUGAAGCUCAGCAUGGCAUCAUUUCUGUCAGAUCGCCUUGUGGAUGAGAUCUUGGAGUCUCUGUCCAGAUCACAGCACACUCUGGCUGACCACCUCAUCAGGAAGGGUCAACCUCUGCUGCACCAGGAGCCUCAGAUGGAGACAGAGGUCCUGGAUGAGAUGGUUCUGGAACCAGAGAAUCACGACCAGGAGCCGAGACAAAGCCGUGACCCGGACCGGAAACACGAGCUGCAGGAUAUGGACACCUGCAUGAUGACGCCUAAAUCGAAGAGGAAGAGUAUUCUGGUCAGGAUGCUGCGUCCUGUCUCCGUUGCAUUCGAGAUGGAGUUUGACUUGGACAAAGCUCUGGAGGAGGUUCCCAUCCAUGUUGAGGACCCCCCUCCUCCUCUUCCUCCUUCACAGCCAUCAGACAGAAUGACAACCAGCUAUGGAGACCUCCCUCCUCCCCCAGCUUCUCCGGACACAAAGUCCGUCUGUCUGGGCGAGCUGCCGCCUGUGGACCACAAGACACUGGAGCAUCGCACCAAACAACGACCAAAACCCAAGAAGAGGACAAAGCCCAGCCGACCACAUCGGGAGGCAGCCAGCAGUUCAGCACCGCAAGAGGCAGAGCAGAACAGCACCAUGGGAAAGUUGGACGAGGGCCUGGAUGACUUUUUCUCCAAGAAAGUCAUCAAACUCAGUUUCAAACUUCCUUCUGUCAGAGGUUCAGCCCCAAACACUCAGGAAGCAGCAGAUAAGAAACGUGAGUCCAGAAAAAGCGGUUUCUUUAACCUCAUCAAAUCUCGGACAUCCCGCUCAGAGAAGAGCCAUGGAGCUGCCGCCAUCACUCCACCACACCCCGCCUCCUCCAACAGCGCUACACCCUCUUCUUCUGUCAGCCCGGUGACUGAGGAGGUGCCGCCGACAUCCCCCACACUCCCCACACCACCCGUGAAAAAUGCCGCCUCUGUGGUGGAGCCCCAUCAGGAGCAAAGGGCUCAGUCCUCCAACCACACAGAUUCUGAGGUGGAGGCCUGUCCGACCACUGUGGAGGAGGAGAAAGAGGAGAGUGUGGAGAAGAAGGAGAAUGUGGAGAAGAAGGACCACCCCCACAUACCCCGCCAUAUUGGGGUUCCUGUGAUGGGAAUGGACCUGCUGGCUGAGAUGAAGGCCAGACAGGAGAGAAUGGCCGUAAAGAAGUCUGAGUCGUCGUCCGUGCUGGACAAGGUGGACGGUGACAAAGCCAAGUCAGACAUCCAACCUGCUGUCCCAGCAGACACUGAUGAGUCCAGACCGGAGCCAAUUCCCAGGUCCAAGCCACCGAGCAUCACCCCCAAGCCAUCUCCAUCCCAGGCCCCCAAAGUUCCACUGGGGCCCUCUGGACCCACCAGUCCAACCAGUCCCAGGCCAAGCAGCACCGUCAUUCAUGAUGACUCUGCUGAGGCUCCGGCAGCCAGCUCCUCCUCUAAAGCACCACUUCCUGCUCCUCGCCUGAAGAGGGCGCCAUCAGAGCAGGAGCGAGAGAGCACCAGCAGCAACCCUGCAGGACCCCUGUCUCCACUGGAUGUUGAGUUUGGAGACGGUGGCGAUGCGUUCGACCCGCCCACUGCUGGUGCAGAGCCCGGUGUCGGCGGCAGACAGUGGUCAUCUCUGAAGAGCUCAGCCAGUCCUCCUACUGUCAGAGAGGAGGACCGAGAGCGCGCCAAGUCCCUCCCCACUUAUGUGAGGCCUCCAUCUCUGGCAGACACUGAUCUCAGUCCAGCUGAGGAGGAGGUUCAAACUCCAGCUGCUGAUCUCAAAUCUGACAAUAAAUCAGGCGAAGAGUCUGGUGAUGACACUCCUUCAGUCUGAUGCGAACAAGAUGUUUAUGGUCUUCUUCAACUGUGAGGACAAUCACAUACUGUACAGACAGUGGACAGUAAUUGAUAAGAAGUCAUUUUAUGUAUUUCUUUUACAAUUCCUGAUGAGGCACAUGUAAGCCGGAGGGACACUGUAAAGUUUUUUUGCAAGCGUCAUGUUGUUAUCAGUGGAGUUUCCUGACCUUGGAUCAGUCCAGAUGUCUGGCUAAAUGGACACCAAAACAUUUCCAUUACCGUCUCUGUCAACAGCUCUAAUAGGACCGUAAAGAGGCGAGCAGAUGGGUCUCAUCUGCUGCAGAGACAAUCUGUUGUUGCUUAGAAAACCAGGUCCAGCUAUUAAAAGCUCAGUUAGUCUAAAGCACUGAUAAGAGUGAGUCUGAGUGGGUCCAGAGUGAAGCAGUUUGGUUUUACUGUAUUUACAUUUUGCAGGUAAACUGUGAGUGUAAGUCAGUGAACAGGUCACCUGGAGAUAUGACUCAAACUUUAAAGAAAUCCCAAACAUGUUUUUAUCCUGCAAACAUUCACUCCUCAUCUUAGAACAGCAGACUCUUCUGCUAUAGCCAAAGUUAAGAUCUUUUAUUUUUGAUAUCUCAAAGGUCAAACUGAAACAGAUGGGUCAGAUCACAAGUUCUACUCAGCAGUCAUUCACCUGUCUUUGAGUCGUGUUUGGAAGUCAUAAAAUGGGAAUGUCUUCCAUCGCUGUGUGAAAACUCUCAGCGAGUGGAGACCAAGAACAGCUGAGUGACCUUAAAGUAUUUCCUUUGUUGCUCCGCCCACUGAGGUUUCACUCAUCCAAAUGAUUUCUGUCUAAACCUAGACUUUAGAUUUUAGGACUUAACUCAGUAUCUUUAAAAAGAUCCUUUGUGAGAAGGUCAGUAGUUAAAAUUCAGAUUCAUAUUUAACUUACUCUGCUAUCGACACUGCUGCUGUAUGCUCACAUAUCAUGCCUUAUUACAUACUGAUCCCUGUUAAUCAUGUACUGCUGCACUUACAAACGUAUUAUGUAUCAAUGUAAAUAUGUACUAACGUGUGUUUAAGGUUCUGUUUAUAGAAUAAAUGGGGUUUAAUCAGAGUUAAAUUCAGAAACUCUGGGGUUUAUAUUGUACUAUGAGCAGAAAAUCAGAUUUUUUUUAUCAAUGAAACAUGCUGUUGAAUCUGCAUGGAUUUUCAUCUGGGAUUCUUGGUGAUGGUUUUCAUUUUAUUGGGAAAAUAUUUUUACAUUUUUUUGUGCUUUUUAAAAUAUUUUCAAUUAAAUAAUGUGUGUUAUUGUUUAUAUGUCAGUGGACUUACAGGCCUGGAAAUAUGUCAGAUAUUUCUGUAUUUGUAUGUUUAUACCAAUAAACACUGUUUUACUGGU
Lates calcarifer (barramundi perch) is the source of this 6101-nucleotide messenger RNA. RefSeq names its product F-actin-uncapping protein LRRC16A (gene carmil1). Bases 405 to 4736 code for a protein of 1443 amino acids. Gene Ontology annotation, cellular component: lamellipodium; plasma membrane. Gene Ontology annotation, biological process: regulation of Arp2/3 complex-mediated actin nucleation; cell migration. The transcript is spliced from 38 exons. The record is from RefSeq and is a predicted model, not a curated record. Gene Ontology annotation, molecular function: protein binding. Lineage: Eukaryota; Metazoa; Chordata; Actinopteri; Centropomidae.